Calliphora vicina (urban bluebottle blowfly) is the source of this 2057-nucleotide messenger RNA. RefSeq lists its product as uncharacterized. The transcript has 7 exons. The coding region runs from base 495 to 1916 and encodes 473 amino acids. The record is from RefSeq and is a predicted model, not a curated record. Lineage: Eukaryota; Metazoa; Arthropoda; Insecta; Diptera; Calliphoridae.
AUCCCAAACGGUAGAGUUCGAUAAAAACGUUAAAGCGGAUGAAAUAAAAGAAAUACAAGUAACUACAAGAUACAAAUUUAAGAAAUUUAACACAAUGAGUUAGCAGCUAAGGCUAAUAAGCUGCUAAACUCAUUAACUAAAAACAAACAAUAACAAAAAUGACAACAAAAACAAACAAAAAAAUUAUAAAAAAUGAUAAUUUAAAAUAAUCUUUUGAAACGAAAUAGAAAUAGUUACUAGAACACCUGUGUAUCUAGGAGAUACAGCUAGAGUUAACAACAAAAAUUAGAACAAGGAAUUACCAGGAAAAAAAGGAUUAAGGAUAAAUGCAGCAAAUGUAAACAGCAGCUAAACUUAUAAAUAUCAAUGUCAACAAGUUAAAAAUUUAAAAUUUUAUUUAAGGGAAUUUCUGCUCACGUAUAACAAAAGCGGCAGAUUUCCAGAAAUUUUAAAGUUUAUUUCAACAUUGAAGUCAUCAUCAAUCAAGCUGAAUCAUGACCUUCUAUUGGUGGUCACAUUGGUUUUGGAUAACAUUAAUGAGUAAUCUCAUAUUUCCCCUAAUUGUGGUCGUACACACAUAUCCAAGUCCGGAAUCCACACUAGAGUACAACCAGAAACCAACAGCUAAUGCCAAUAAAUUGGUGACCAGACUCUAUCAGACCUCCACGGUGACAUGGACAACGGAUGCACCAAUUUACGCCGAAACUACAGUAGAGGAAAAAUUUAAACUACAACAGAAGGAGCAAAAAACAACAGAAACACCCAACACCGAAUUACCAAUCAAACAAGAAAAUGAACCUGCAGUGACCAACAAUAAUCAGGAAGAAGAAUAUGAUUACUAUGAUUAUGAUGCCACAGAGGAAACAAAUCGAAAAUUGAAUCUACAACAGAUGGAAGCUGAGCUGGAAAGAAAGGAAGAGGAGCACACAGUUUCGACGAACAAACAAGAUCACGAAGUAGAUGUUAAGAGAUCAGCUGAAGACAUACAAAGUAAGACAACACUAGAUCCUAAAAACGAAAUGAAAUUAUUGGAAACUUCUACAACAGCUACACCAGCGGCGGUAGAGACAAACAAUUAUACCAAUUUUACCGAUAGCCAACAUUUAACCAGUACAAAUACAACUGCUAACACAUUGAAUGCAGCAUCAGCAAAUGCAACCACCAAUACUAGUGAUAGUACCUCAACAAAUACAACAACAGCAACAACACAAACUGAAACAACAACAUCGACAACCAAUGCAACUACCCAAUUGCCACAGGCUCCCUCAACGCCCAGAAUUGUCAAAGCCCAAACGGGCAAUUUAGAUUGGUUAAAUGCAGUUGCCGCCCAAUUACCACCAGCUCAUGUAACCACCGAUGUUACACAGGAUGUUGCCGAGGAACCACAUAAAAUACCAUUUACUUUGGAAAAUGUCAAUAAACCCGAAGAUUUGCGUCGCGAAGAAAGUGAACAUCGUUCGCGCAAAUCGAAGGGUUUGUCGGCGGAAUACAAAGUAAAUCGUUAUAUCAAUUAUUCGUCAGAUUCGAAGAAUUUACUGACUAGAUCGGCGGCUACCACUGUCAAUGAGUAUGACAGUGAGGAAAGUAAUAUAUCAUCAGAAGCGUUAUCUGUACAGCGCGCUUAUUUUAUGGACGUUGGUGCAAUAUCGGCAAUUUGUUUUACAGUAUUCGGUAUUUGCUGUACGGUGGGUACCGUGGGCAUUGUACUAUAUCGUCGUCGAUUCUUAAAUAAGCCACAGGCAUUAAGUGAGCCGGACUCCAGUGUUUAUAUCGACGAUAGUACGAUGCGUGUUAGUGUAAGUACUGAUAAUUCCGAUGAAAUGUAUAGCCUGGAUAAUGAUUCAUUUUUGAAUUCGUUGGAGGCCAUGACAAUACAAAACUAUUGGACCGAUACUGUUAAACAUACAAAGCUUUAAAACUAAAUAAAUCAACAUACAAGAAAUUUUUUAUAGUAAUACUAACUAACUAUACUAAAUAGUUUGUAUUUUAUAUUGUAGUAUGUAUAUUUAAGUUAAAUUAUUAAAUUUUAAGUUACUUAAUUAAAGAAAAAUCACAAA